CAUCAUUUUUUCUUUCUCUUCCAACCCACGGUCUGCUUUUCACAAAGCAUGUUAUCACUUUGUCCAUUUUUAAUUUUUAUUUUUCUCGUAAGACAAGCUGAGACCACCAUGAGCACUCUGAACCAGCAGUAUGAUGAGAAGGUCCGUCCCCUCAUCGACCUCAUUGACUCUCUCCGCUCUCUCGGUGUAGAGAAGGACCUGGCGCUGCCUGCUAUUGCCGUGAUUGGAGACCAAAGCUCGGGGAAGAGCUCUGUGUUGGAGGCGCUGUCCGGGGUGGCACUGCCGAGAGGCGGCGGUAUUGUGACAAGAUGUCCACUGGAACUGAAGAUGACAAGAAAGAAGAAAGGAGAGGCGUGGUAUGGAAAGAUAAGCUACCGCGGCUUUGAAGAAAAGAUAAAAGAGCCUGAACUUGUGGAGAAAAUGAUUCGAGAAGCUCAACUUAAAUUGGUCGGGAAUGAGGAUGGGAUCAGCAGUGAGCUCAUCAGUCUGGAGAUUGCCUCCCCGGAUGUUCCAGACCUUACUCUCAUUGACCUGCCUGGCAUUGCCAGGGUGGCUGUAGAUGGGCAAUCAGCAGACAUUGGUGAUAAGAUUAAAACUAUGAUCCAGACUGUCAUCAGUAAACAAGAAACUAUCAUUCUGGUGGUUGUUCCGUGCAACGUGGACAUUGCAACUACAGAGGCUUUGAAUAUGGCUAAGCUGGUGGAUCCUGAUGGAGAGAGGACUUUGGGUGUCUUGACUAAACCUGACCUGGUGGACAAAGGCACAGAAGAGAACGUGGUUAAAAUUGUCCAUAAUGAAGUCAUCCGCUACAUGGUGGUCAAAUGCAGGGGUCAGAAGGAGAUCACAGAGAAGGUGUCACUUUCUGAAGCACUAAAAAAUGAGGAAGCCUUCUUCAAAGAGCACGCCCAUUUCCAGAUUCUCUUUGAUGAGGGUCUGGCCGGUGUUCCUAAACUGGCAGAAAAACUCACUCUUCUACUGGUGCAUCAUAUUCAGAAAUCUCUGCCAUGGCUUGAUGAGCAGACACAGAAGAAACUGGAACAGACUCGGGCAAACCUGGACAAAUUAAGAACUGGACCCCCAUCUGAUGCAACUAAGAGACAAAAGUUUCUCAGUGAUCUUGUGUUAGCAUUCACACAGGAUGCUAUCAGACUCACCAAAGGUGAAGAAUUAAAAUGUGGAUACAACUCCAGCAUCUUUUUCACACUCAGAAAUAAGUUUGAAGCAUGGGAGAAAAUCAUAAAAGACUCUGGAUCAUCAUUCGAAGAGCACAAUCUGAGAGAAGAGUCUCAGUUUGAACGCAUGUACCGUGGAAGAGAACUGCCAUUGUUUGUGAGCUACAGUACUUUUGAGUCCACAAUCCAGAAGCAGAUCAAACAGCUGGAGGAGCCUGCUAUCCAGAAACUCAAGGAAGUGUCAGAGGUUGUGAGGAAAGAGCUGUUUGAAUUGGCACAAAACAGCUUUGUGGGCUUUCCGAACCUCAUCAAUACAGCGAAGAUGAACAUUGAAACCAUCAUGAAAGAAAGGGAAGAGGAAGCAAAGUCCAUUCUGGGGAUGCAGUUUAAAAUGGAGAUGGUUGUUUACAUUCAAGACAGCAAAUACAUCACGGAUAUACGGAAGGAAAUUUCCAAAAAAGGCCAACUGUACACCAGUGGGCUGACCUCAAAAGAGAUGUUGAAACACUUUGAAGUAUAUUUCAAUCAGAUUGCUGGGCAGCGUCUUGCUGGCCAGAUCCCCCUGGUGAUCCGGUAUCAGAUGCUGCAGGAGUUUGCCAGCCAGUUGCAGAGUAAGAUGCUGGACACAUUUCAGGACAACGAGAGAAAAGAGUACCUGCUUGAAGAGAACAGUGGCACAAAAAAUAAAAGAGAAGAUCUUAAGAUGCGCCUUGAGCGUCUCUCAAGAGCUCACAAUCUGCUGUCUGACUUUCAAAACUUUCAACCAGACUUCACUGCAAUCUUAGUAUUUAAUAUUCUACUAAUAUUUAAAAUUAGUAGAAUUGAAAGGGUUGGGUUUUGAACCUCUAAUUGUUUAUAAGAAACACUGAAGAAAUAGGAAUAUUUCUAUACAGAUAUCAUAAAAAACAGAUACAGUUGCACCAGGAAGUCUUAAGUGCUAGACGAAGAAAAAAAGAAAAACAACACACAUCCAGAGUUUUCAGAUUUCUACUCAACUAAAUCAGAAUCUGUGUUUUGGACAAGAAUAUUUUUGCAUUAUUAUGUACUCUGUAUCUUCAUGUGUUUUAUCAUCUGUUAUAGGUUUCCUAUUCAUCUUCAGUUGUCUUGAAUACAUAAAUAAAAUGCAGUGAAACAAUAAAA
Messenger RNA from Oreochromis aureus, 2312 nucleotides. Its product is annotated as interferon-induced GTP-binding protein Mx-like. Gene Ontology annotation, molecular function: microtubule binding; GTPase activity; GTP binding. Lineage: Eukaryota; Metazoa; Chordata; Actinopteri; Cichliformes; Cichlidae. The coding region runs from base 49 to 2013 and encodes 654 amino acids. Gene Ontology annotation, cellular component: cytoplasm; nucleus; membrane. The record is from RefSeq and is a predicted model, not a curated record. Gene Ontology annotation, biological process: defense response to virus. The transcript is spliced from 12 exons.